AUGCCUUUUCCAUUCAGGCAUAUUUGCGAUCUAUUGCAAAGACUAGAAGACGAGGUGAAGCUGGCGAAGAAGCCGACGUCUUCGAGCCAGACCAUUAUCCAAGAAUGGUUUCGCGAACACCGCGUGCGCUUAGACGCCCCUGACGUCGAUGUCUCCUCAAUCCUAUCAACUCUUCUUCCUGAGCGGAGAACAGAUCGCGUCUAUGGUAUUCAGGUCCUCACCCUUGAAGGGAUUUUCGGAAGCGCUCAGUCACUAGCGGCUGCGCGAUUAAGGAUACUGCGCCAGUACAAGACCCCAGGCAUAGGUCAUGACCUUGGGGACUGUGUAGAGAAUAUUCUGAAUAUCACACCAAAUGCCAAGCAAGCAAUCGAAGUUACAGUAGAGGAAAUCGACGAAACGCUACACCGGCUGGCGGCAGCAUGUCGGUUCAGUUCUCCAGCAGUAAAAGGCUAUGAUGCCACAGGAGCUCCUAAAGCGGAUAAAAAUGACCUCAAACAAUUUUACCAGCGCCUCACUGCACGCGACGCAAAGUGGUUCACCCGGCUGGUAUUGAAGAACUAUCAACCGGUUGCUCUGGAUGGCAAUGUCGUACUCAGGGCAUAUCAUCCUUCAUUACCGCAAUUAUUAAGCGUUCAGGAGGACUUCUCAAAGGCAGCGUCGCUGAUCCAAGAUCUGAAGCAAUCGUCUAAGGGCCAUGUCUCACGCGAGAUGUUGAAGCCUGUGCUGGGUACCAAGGUUGGAAGGCAACCCUGGAUCAAGGGCAGAAGCAUCAAGCAUUGCGCAGACAUGAUAGGAAAACGGCAGAUAAGUUGUGAGCAAAAAAUUGAUGGUGAAUACUGUCAGAUCCACGUCGAUCUGCGCAAGCCAGUACGGAACGCUAUCCAGAUUUUCUCCAAGAGUGGAAAGGACAGUACCAAAGACCGCGAAGGUCUCCACAGUGCAAUACGUGACUCGCUGAAGCUUGGCCAGCAAGAUUGCAAACUUAACGCUGGCUGCAUCCUGGAAGGAGAACUGGUAGUUUAUAGCACCAAGUAUCAAAAAAUAAUGCCAUUUCAUAAAAUCCGGAAACACGUUUCGCGGUCCGGCUCGUUCCUCGGGACAUUGGCCGAUUCUCAGCGUCACUAUCACGAACACUUAAUGAUCAUUUACUACGAUGUACUGAUGGUUGAUGAUCAAUCACUAUUAGAGGGCUUUGCCGAAUUUGUGAAAAGGCAAAUUAUCCCCUACUCUGGCCGCGAUGCGUCGCAGCGUCUGAGAGAGUUAUUUGCGAAGUGCAUCACAACGAACGGAGAGGGCCUAGUCCUCAAGCCAGAUGACCCCUAUUUCAACUUCACGCCCAAGUGGAAACGCUAUGGCUCGUGCUGCAUCAAGCUCAAAAAGGAGUACAUACAGGGAUGGGGUGACGUCGGCGACUUUGCCGUCGUUGGUGCGUCUUACAAUGCUGCGAAGGCCAAAACAUACAACAUUCCGAAGUUGAGAUAUACCGAGUUCUUCAUUGGCUGCUUGGAGAAUCGAGACGAGGCACGAGCCUGCGCGGAAAGGCCGCGAUAUAUGGUGACAAAUAUCGUCGAACUCUCCGAAACCCUCAUGAAAACGUUUCGAACCUACUGCAAUCCAGCUGCUGUGCCUUUGGACCAGAACAGCUUCAUUGAAUUGGAUUUCCAGGGUAUCGGCAAUUCGAGGGCUCCUUCAGAAGUUUUCCCCGAUCCUCCGGUGUUCGAUAUGAGGUGCUUCUCAUUCGACAAGGAACCCAAUUCCAACACCUGGAGUAUGAGGUUUCCGACGGUAAGCAAAAUCCACUUUGACAGGUCAUUUUUAGAUGUUAUGACCUUCGAUGAGUUGCAACAGGCGGCAUCCACCGAAAGAGAAGCUCCUGAAUUAGAAGAUAGUCAGCAGCUACGCCUCUGGGUGUCGAAAUUGGAACAAGUAGAUCGCCGAGGAAAGCACGCUGCUAUCGACAGCCAGAGUAGUGUGUCGACGGUCUUGACUACUACCACACAUGCAUCAUCAACGUCAGAGACGAGCAACGGUAACCCUUCCGAUCCUAUAGUUCCCGCUGUUGAUGCAGAAAUCAUCAAUGGCUAUUCAGAUGGCAAAGCUUCUGGCGUGGCAGCACCAGAGCAAUGGAUUGCUACACCUCCUAUGUUAUCUGCAGCGAGGAAGUCCGAUGGCCACUCCGCAGUCACUCCAUCUCUUAAAAAAGCAGAGCGCCGAAAACGACACAGUGAACCCUCAGCGAUCAACAUAAGUCCAAAGAGGAAGAAACGUCGUUCAAGCCAGGAGUCAGGACAGACAACACAGCCUUUGCAGUCUUAUUCUGUCGGAGCUACAUCUUCACCAACCGAGAACAGGGAGCCUCUCGGGGCGAUCAAUGGCAACAGUUCGUCCCAAGACCAGAGACUGGGCCUUGAUAUAUCUGCUCGCUCCCCAGUAGAGCCCGAUGUAUUAUCACCGACGCUGGAGGGAUACUUCCCAACUGUGACGACUUCAUUCCACAUAGCUGGAGGCCAUCAAUCUUCGCCGCCGACAUGCACGCCAAUACGGGAGAAUACGCACAGGGUAACGCAAAGUAAGCCAAACAUUAUCCGAGAGCCGCAACCAUCCACAGGCUGCGGGCAUAGCAAAGUCGAAACGAAAUGUGCAUUCGAUGAUCACAGCUUCCUGGUGUCACCCUGCAUCAGUCAGUACGCGUGGAUAGCCGAUCUUCUACAAAGCCAUGGUGUCCUCAGUUUUGUCGUCGACCCAUCGUCGUGGGCGCACCAGCCAUCCUCCGAGCCUUCAUCUCCCGCGCUUGAGGCCGGUACGAUGACCCCGGUUGCAGGAACUUCGAGAAGCACGAGGAAGUCCCGGAUUCGGAAGGUCUGUCUCGUUGAAGUGAGACGGCCAGCGGCGACGAAGGACUUCCUUCAGCGGAUUGAGGCGGCCGGGUUGAAGCGCAGAAACGGACAGCGCGAGUGGAUCCCGGUGUAUGACUGGAGGAUAUUGGAGGAUUUCACAAGUAUUGAGUCGGGUGUGGCGCACAAGGGGUUAGAUCCGUGGCGACAUCGCUACGUUGGAAUCGCAUAA
This is a messenger RNA of Neoarthrinium moseri, 3066 nucleotides long. RefSeq lists its product as uncharacterized. Bases 1 to 3066 code for a protein of 1021 amino acids. Gene Ontology annotation, molecular function: DNA binding; ATP binding; DNA ligase (ATP) activity. The transcript is spliced from 6 exons. Gene Ontology annotation, cellular component: DNA ligase IV complex. Gene Ontology annotation, biological process: double-strand break repair via nonhomologous end joining; DNA recombination; nucleotide-excision repair, DNA gap filling. The record is from RefSeq and is a predicted model, not a curated record. NCBI's taxonomy places the organism in Eukaryota, Fungi, Ascomycota, Sordariomycetes, Amphisphaeriales, Apiosporaceae.